AUGGAGAAUGGGCUCAUCUGCUUUCAAUUCAAACAUCUGAAGUCGAUAGAGUGGAUCUUAUCCCGUGGCCCAUGGCACCUUGGAGGCAAACCUAUGCUCCUCCGCAAAUGGACUCCAGGUAUAGUUCCUGAAUCCUUUGUCUUUGAUUCAGUUCAUGUUUUGAUAAAGUUAGGGAGGAUUCCGUUGGAGCUAUGGACGGAUGCUGGUUUGGCUGUGGUAGCGAGUGCAAUAGGAAAACCUCUUUCAGUUGAUCUUGCUACUAAAGAGAGGCGUCGUCUUUCUUAUGCCCGUAUAUGUGUGGAAUUGAAUGUGGACAGUAUUAUGCCUGCCGAAGUAACAGUCAACCUUAGAGGAGAGGAAUUUAUUGUAACUGUCACUUAUGAGUGGAAACCGAAAAAAUGUAACUUGUGUCGAUCUUUUGGACACUCGCAGAACACCUGCCCUAAGAAAAGAGGCAAUGAAGAUAGUAAAAAGGAAGCUGCAAGUAAAGAGGUUCCUGUUAAAGAGGUUGUUCCUACUAAAGAGGUGGUUCCAAUUUGUGGGGAGUAUGAAGAUGUUGUGUUGGAAUCCUUCCAACACAUGGAAGAAGGAGAAAUUAUUACCCAUAAACUGCCUGAAAAGGUGGAGGUAAAUUGGGAGGAAUUUACCCCAGUUGACAGGAAAAAUAGGGGAAUGAUCUCUAUUUGGGACAGAGGGAAAAGGGCGGAAGUGAGUAUCACUAACUCCUUUAACAACCUCAUGGAGGUGGAUAAAGGAGAUAAAUGGCCUUUAUCUAUAGUGGAUGCCUCCCCUCCUCCCUUACGAGUAGAUGACUCUUCUAUGGUCCUUUUGAGUACUGCAGGUGAUGUAAUUCCUAUGGGAGAGGCGGCUCCCAUACGACCUCAUGAUUUGAUCUCUGGGGAGAAGGUAGAGGUUCUGUGUGUGUAUGCCUAUAAUAGUAACAUCGAGAGACGUGUUUUAUGGAGGCAAAUGGCUGAGAUCUCUGCUGGUUGGAGAGGACCGGGUAUGGUCUUGGGUGAUUUUAACACCAUCAGACUCCAGUCUGAAGCAUUCGGGGGUGCUCCGAACGUGGGGAUAUGGAGGAGUUUGACAUGGCUAUUCGAGAGGCGGACCUUGUUGAACGCGGUCCAGGGGAACUGGUUUACUUGGACUAGUAAGAUACAUGGGUCGGGUUUGAUGAAGAGACUUGAUCGUAUCCUAGUGAAUGAUGAGGGGCUUAGUACAUGGCCUAACAUGAGGGUUAACGUCCUCCCGUGGGCGUCCUUUAUGGAUGUUGUGUCCUCUGCUUGGACCAAAGAUACUAGAGUUUCUCCAAUUGUGAAUAUUGUGAGGAACUUAAGAAAUCUCAAGUCGAUUCUUCGCAGACAUUUUGGUAGGCAUAUCCGGACCAUCAGUGAGGAUGUUCGUCUUGCCAAUGAUACCAUGGACCGAGCUGAAAGAGAGAUGGAGACGAACUCUCUGUCGGAGGAGGCGAGUAAUCACGCGAGCUUAGCCACGAGCAGCAAUGCUUUGAGAUCAGUUAUUGACCCAGAUGGAAAUCGGUUGACUAACCAUGAUCAGGUGACUCAGGUGGUAGUGAAUUAUUUCAAAGAUAGUCUGGGUUCUCAGAAUAUUAGCUAUGGAGAGCUCUCUACUAGUAUUGAGGAGAUUGUUCAGUUUAGAUGGACUGAGGAGUGUUGUCAGGCCCUCCAGUCGCCUAUUGGCAGGGAAGUGAGACGUGUUCUGUUCUCCAUGGAUGGUGGAAAGGCUCCAGGCCCUGAUGGGUAUUCAGUUGGCUUCUUCAAAGGAGCUUGGACGGUGGUUGGAGAGGGUUUCUGUGAUGUCGUCUUACACUUCUUUGAGACCAAUUACUUCCCUCAAGGGGUGAAUACGACUGCUAUUACACUUAUUCCUAAAAGGAAUGGUGCUGAUCGAUUGGAGGAUUUCAGCCCUAUAUCUUGUUGCAGCGUUAUUUAUAAGUGCAUUUCAAGAAUAUUGGCAGAUAGGCUUCGUGUGUGGCUUCCUUCUUUUGUUAGUGGAAAUCAGCCAGCUUUCAUCCCUGGGAGGAGUAUUAUUGACAAUAUUCUUCUUUGUCAGGAGCUUGUAGGGGCAUACCAUUUGCACAGAGGUAAACCUCGGUGCACUAUGAAGGUUGACCUCCAAAAAGCUUAUGAUUAUGUUAAUUGGGAUUUCCUCUUUGGCCUGCUGAUUGCCAUAGGUACGCCUUUAAGAUUUUUCGAAAGCUCUCGGCUUGCUGCUAACAUGGGUUUUUCCAUUGGUCAUCUCCCUGUUCGUUAUCUUGGGCUUCCUCUCCUCUCUAGAAGAUUGCGGAGCUCUGAUUGUGAUCCCCUUAUUCAGCGUAUUACCAGUCGUAUUCGGUCUUGGUCUGCUAGAGUGUUAUCUUUUGCAGGUAGACUUCAGCUUGUUCGCUCAGUCCUUAGGAGCCUUCAGGUUUAUUGGGCUAGUGUGUUCAUGCUUCCUAUGAAAGUCCACAGAGACGUUGAUAAGAUCUUGAGGGCUUAUUUGUGGAGAGUUUAUGGGUUGCUUGGGUGGAAUCUUAUAUCCUUAAAGGGAGAUCGCUCUGGAGAUCGAUGCUGGGGUGGUCGAUCUUGGUGCUUUAGGGAAAUCUUGCGUAAGCGGGAUAUCCUUAAAGCUCAUGUUAAGAUGGAGGUGGGCAAUGGAAGGAAGUGUAGAGUGUGGUUGGUUCCAUGGAUUCAGGGUGGGCCGAUUAUCCAGCAGUUUGGGAGAGGGUGA
Messenger RNA from Cucumis sativus (cucumber), 2733 nucleotides. RefSeq lists its product as uncharacterized. The coding region runs from base 1 to 2733 and encodes 910 amino acids. The transcript is spliced from 6 exons. The record is from RefSeq and is a predicted model, not a curated record. NCBI's taxonomy places the organism in Eukaryota, Viridiplantae, Streptophyta, Magnoliopsida, Cucurbitales, Cucurbitaceae.